This is a messenger RNA of Branchiostoma belcheri (Belcher's lancelet), 3578 nucleotides long. Its product is annotated as tyrosine-protein kinase Src42A-like. Gene Ontology annotation, molecular function: ATP binding; signaling receptor binding; non-membrane spanning protein tyrosine kinase activity. The record is from RefSeq and is a predicted model, not a curated record. The transcript has 9 exons. NCBI's taxonomy places the organism in Eukaryota, Metazoa, Chordata, Leptocardii, Amphioxiformes, Branchiostomatidae. Gene Ontology annotation, cellular component: extrinsic component of cytoplasmic side of plasma membrane. The coding region runs from base 169 to 1749 and encodes 526 amino acids. Gene Ontology annotation, biological process: cell differentiation; cell surface receptor protein tyrosine kinase signaling pathway; innate immune response.
GCGCCCAGAGCAUGCCGGACCGGGUAGGGUGGGUCUCGCAGGUUAGUCAGUUAUUUCCUGCUUUCGGACAACCAAAUAAUAACCGCGUCAGUUGGUCUUUCCCCAUUACCGAUCGAACUUGCAAUGUCAAAUGCGUCUUGAUAAACAAACAUAUCGUCCGUGAUCGCCAUGGGAACAUGCUGUAGUCGACAGAAGUACGACGAGGGGUCGAGAGAACUGCGCACCCAGCUGCAGGACAACCAAAAUGGUGUGGCUACCAGCGGGACAGGAUCCGCCAGCCCGCAAACUCCAUCGUCCCCCUCCACAGGAACUGCGCCAGGUACGGGUCUCAUAGACCUCCCGACAGCGCCUGUCGGGACACAGAGUAAGAUCUUCGUGGCAUUGUACGAUUACGAUGCACGCACGGAGGAGGACUUGAGUUUUAAGAAGGGGGAUCACCUCGAAGUGAUCAACGACAGUACCGGGGACUGGUGGCUGGCGCGGACGCUGAAGCAGGCAGCUCCGGGGGUCAGGAAGGAGGGAUACAUUCCGUCAAACUACGUCGCCAAAGUCAGGAGUAUCGAGGCAGAACCAUGGUACUUUGGGAAGAUCAAGCGAGUUGAAGCAGAGAAGAUGUUACUGAUGCCUCAGAACGAGCAUGGGUCAUUCCUUAUAAGGGACAGUGAAAGCAGACGUAGCGACUUCUCUUUGUCGGUAUUUGUCCCCACAGUAAGAGAUGGAGACACAGUAAAACACUACAGGAUUCGCCAGCUGGACGAUGGAGGUUUCUUCAUUGCCCGGCGAUGCACCUUCAACACGUUAGCAGAGCUGGUAUCACAUUACUCAAAAGAUGCAGAUGGGCUGUGUGUGAAUCUACGAAGACCUUGUGCAACGAUUGAAAAACCAACAACAGCAGGUCUGUCCUACAACACAGUAGACCAGUGGGAGAUCCCUCGCUCCUCACUGCAGAAGGUGCGUAAGUUGGGAUCUGGUCAGUUUGGUGAAGUGUGGGAGGGCCUGUGGAACAGUACCACUCCAGUGGCAAUCAAGAUGUUAAAAACAGGCACCAUGGACCCAGGAGAGUUCCUACAGGAGGCUAACAUCAUGAAGAAGUUGAGGCAUCCCAAGCUGGUCCAACUGUAUGCAGUCUGCACACUGGAGGAACCCAUCUACAUUGUAACUGAGCUGAUGAAAAAUGGCAGUCUGUUGGACUUCCUGCAUGGAAAAGGGAGGCAGUUGAAGCUGCCACAGUUGAUUGACAUGUCAGCACAGAUCGCUUCCGGCAUGGCCUACUUGGAGUCACAGAACUACAUCCACAGAGAUCUGGCAGCAAGAAACAUACUGGUGGGGGAGAACAACAUCGUCAAAAUUGCAGAUUUUGGGCUGGCUAGACUGGUGAAGGAUGAUGAGUAUUCUGCCAGAGUAGGUGCCAAGUUCCCCAUCAAGUGGACUGCCCCAGAAGCUGCAAACUACAACAGAUUCACCAUCAAGUCCGAUGUCUGGUCCUUCGGUAUCCUGCUUACAGAGCUGAUCACAUAUGGUAGAGUUCCCUAUCCAGGCAUGACGAAUGCAGAAGUGCUGCACCAGGUGGAGCAUGGCUACAGGAUGCCGUGUCCCCAGGGCUGCCAGGAGAGCCUGUACCAGAUCAUGCUGGAGUGCUGGAAGAAAGACGAGUGGGAACGACCCACCUUCGAAACCCUGCAGUGGAAACUUGAAGACUACUUCCAGCUGGAUUCAACACAAUAUCAUGAUGCUGCUGCUGUUAAUUAGUAUCAGUGUCACAUUAGCUAGGACCAAGUUACUGUAUACACAGUUACAGAGACUUUUACAGCAGAUGGACCAUAGGUUAUGCCUCUCUUUCUUUUAGAAUAUCAUGAAAAGUCUUUGAGAUGUAUGCUGGCUUUUAUAUGCAGCUAUUGCAAUCCUUCAGCUUUUAAACAGACAAAACAUAUAUUCGUGCCAAUUCUGCUGUGACCAUAUGAUUGGGGUUGUGAUCAUGCGAUUCCCAUUGUCAACAUUUUUAAGGUUUUGUAAGGAAAAGCCAAAUCCAUGUUGAUGGCACAAAUAAGAGAGACAAGGCUUUCUUUUAGAUGUGGAACACAGUUUCAAACAGCCUUUCUUUGGGAUAGUGCUCUAUCUAGGCUAGCUAUCAUUUUACUUGUAGAUGUUAUUUGAUAAGAAUAUGAAGGAUCAAAGAAAAGCAAGUAUCGUUUAGUGGAGUUGUGGUUUCUUUGGGUACAAUACAAAGCCAGACCAGGGAAAUUUUUUGCAGAACAGUCUUCCCUUCAGUCAUCACGUAAAUGUUAACACUGUUGACAAUGGGUCAUUUAUAUUGACACAGUACUGCCUCAUUGCCAUGAUUUUAUAUUCCAAAGGAAUGAUCAAAGAGAGUUUCAGCUACAAUUUGUACCUGGUGGCAUUUCAUGGGAACUUCUGUUGUCCCUAUACUAUAUAAUUUGUGACAGAACAUGUGAUAUUAGGUCAAGUGUGUAGAGACAUGGGUCCCAGCAGGCCUAAGCACAAGGUAGCAUAUCCAGAAGGGCUGCUGAACUUAACCCAGCUGUUCAAAAACUACACUUAUUUUAGAAUCAGUAAUGUGAGUAUUUGUUGGAAAUAUCUUUUCUAUGGUAAUGUCAAUCUGUAGCUAGUUACUGUCUGUUAUGUAAUGUUCCUCUUCCACUAGCCCUUUUGAAAGGCACCAGGAUUCAAACUUUGGAACUAAGAUGUUCUCAAGUGAGAUGUAUAAAAUCACCCAUGCACAAAAUUUCACGUUAAGAGGUCCAAAAGCCGUAUGCGAUUAUUGUGAAAUCUACCCAGUAGAAAAGACCAAGGAUGUAAUAAUCCUCAAAUUUUUUAUGACUGUUCUUGACUAUCCUUAUAUGCAAUGUGAAUAACUAGAUUCCUGGCCUUAAGACAAGAAGGCCUAGUGUUGCCCUUUUUUGUCUUUGUAGCCAAACUAAGAUGCACAAUAGCGAACCUGGGUACUGGUAGGAAAGGUACCUUUAUAUAGCAACUUCUUGGGGCUUAAAGUUCUGCAAGGUAAAUUUUUGGCUAAGCUGUAGAAUGAAGAGAGAAUGUCUGUCUGUCUGAAUGUAUAUACGUAAGUACAACUACAUGUAAUCCCUCAUACUACAGUCAUAUAAUCAGUGUUUAUAUAGUGUACUAUCAAUGUUCAUAAUAUGUUCUUGUACAUUUUGACACAGUGUAGUUUUGUUUUGUUAUAUCAGAGUAUCUGUCAAAUUUAACCCAUAGUUAUUCAUCCAUGUACACGUCAUGCAAUGUCUCAAAACUUGUAGCAGAAGGUAGUAUAAGGGCUUACUACAAAUAAUUGGGAUACUCAAAACUAACAAUUGCAGUAUGGAGGCCUGAAUGUCAUAAUGUACAGUUUGAGUAGUCUACUAUUAUGUGUUUUGUGUUUUUAACAUCUUAUAUAAAUUGUUACAAUGCAAGUGCCUUUUGUUUACAAUUAGGUAUUGACGUACGGAUGUAUUUUAUGGCAUUUGCUAUUUUGAAUAGUGGGUUUUUAAAAAUUUACAGGACAGCCAUUUCUUUGAAAGUCAUGAAUAAUGUAAGCAAAAUAAAUAUUAAUUGAUUUCAAA